AUGGAGGAGCUAACAAAUGGACUUAACGAAAGGCAGCGACAAGCUGUUACGCAUAGAGAGGAUGACGUAUUACAGGUUUUAGCAGGACCUGGUACUGGGAAAACAAAAGUUCUGACAGCUCGUUUUGCUUACCUAGUUAUAGAGAAGAACAUCCAUCCAUUGAGAAUAAUAAUGACAACAUUUACCAGGAAAGCAGCAAACGAAAUCAAAGAGAGACUCCAGCCCAUCCUCUCUCAGGCUGGCAUAUCAUCCAAUGGGUUAUUGAUUGGUACUUUCCAUUCUAUAUGUGCUAGAUUGCUUCGACAAGCAGGACAUCUAAUAGGUAUACCCAAGAAUUGGUCAAUCGCCAAGACCGAAGAUAUUAAUACAAUAUUAAAGACAUUAUUAGAGGACACGCCAGUUGAAAUUAUUCAAUCGUCAACAUUCACGACUGAAUUAAGUGAGAAUAGGACAAAUGUGAGAUUUUUGCGGACAAAGAUCUCAGAUUUGAAAGCCAAAGGUGUGACACCACAAGCCUACCUGAAAGACCAGUCGCAUGACAGCGCCAUACAGUACAUAUAUGAACGAUUUCAAGACACUCUCCUUUCAGAAGCUCUCUUAGAUUUUGAUGAUAUUCUCUUGUAUUCAAAGAUCUUGUUGAUGCAACGUAGAAUAUGGUCGUUCGUGAGACAUGUUCUAGUUGAUGAAUACCAAGAUACAAAUGAGCUACAGUUAGAUUUGAUCUAUCUCUUAGCAAGGGGAAAGCAUGAUAAAUGUAGCGGAAUUACAGUGGUAGGGGACCCAGAUCAGUCCAUAUAUGCAUUCCGAUUUGCCUCUUCAGAUAAUUUCAAUAAGCUCAUUGAAAGAUGUCCGGUUCAGUCUGCUCAGAUAUCGUUAAUUGAUAAUUAUCGAUCUGCACAAACGUUGCUAGAUUUCUCGGAGAAAGUGAUUGGCCAGCAAAUAAAAAAUAGGAUCAAAAGGGACCCAUUGAGAGCUCAGUUCAAUCAUAACGUGAAACCAUUUUACUCAUAUUUCCAGCGGACGGACACAUUCGAAAAUUCUGAGUCCAAUUCCCUUGCCCAUGAAAUAUUGUAUUUGAAAUCACUUCCUGGUUUGUUCAAAUUCUCUGAUGUUGCAAUAUUGCUGCGAACGAGACGACAAGUGUAUGACAUAGAAAAAGCCCUCAUCAAAAAUCGUAUUCCCUAUCGAAUUGUUAAUGCAAAGGGAGUUUGGGAGAAAAAAGAGUCUGGUAUCUUUCUCGACUACUUGCGUAUUAUUUCCCAGGAUUCUUGUUCAUUAGCAAUCCUUAGAUGCUUACAAUUUGCUUCCAAUGGCAUUGGGUCAACUACUAUUAGAAAGAUCAAAUCUGCUUUUGACAAAGAUCGCUGCAGAAAUUCACUCGAGGUCUUGAAGGAGCUUUGUGAGUCUAACGACUUAAACAACCAAAAAAUCUCAGCAGCUUUGAAACGUUUUAUUAAUCUUGUCGAAAAACUAAAGUUAAAGUGUGAAGAAUACGACACUUACGAUGGAUUAAAGGAACUGUUUGCUGAGAUAUAUAUGCUAGGCGAGCUAUAUUCAGUCCUGAAAAUCUCUAAAGAAACAAUCAAUGAACAGAUUAAAGACAGGUCUUUGAAGGAAUUUCUUCAAACCGAACAUCAAAAUAUGUUUAAGGUAUAUGAACUGUUUACGGAGUACGAACUAGAUCAAAACGACGAACAUAUAAUGAUUCAGGAAAAUGCUGCUGAUCCCAAUGAUUUAGCUCUGAUAAAGGAGAAUUUUAACUCUAAUGACCUCAAUUUCUUUGAAGUUAUUACUUUCUUUACCAAAUCCAUUUCAUUAUAUUCAUCUGAAGAAGAGAACACCGAAAAUUCUUUAGACAAAUUAGCAAAUCAUCUGCAAGAACGAGUAACAGUAUCUACCAUUCAUGCUGCCAAGGGUUUGGAGUGGCCAGUUGUAUUCAUCCCUUCCAUAAACGAGGGAUUGAUUCCUUUUACAGAGCAGUCAGCUCGCCAAAGGCUAGAAGAUUUGGCAGAAUUACGUCGGGAUGGUGAAGCAUGCAAUGAUCUUAAUAACUGUUCGAUGGGCUCAGGUGAAUUCGACAAUAUUAAAGAAGAGCUACGAGGCAAGGAAUCAGACCUCAUAGAUGAUUUAGAGACUACCUUGAACGAAGAAAGAAGGAUCUUCUUUGUUGCUCUAACCAGAGCGAAGGAUCUUUUGUAUUUGUCUUCUUCAGGCAAAAAAAGCAUCUUCUUAAAGAACUGUGAACAACUCUAUUCGAAUAAUGUCUUGUUCAAUAACCCACAAUCAAUUUUAAGGUUUUACCGUUGCAUGAAUCGGACAUUGGAAGAAACCUCCUCAAAGUUUUCAUUGAAGUCCCUCUGCCAAGACUACCAAAAGUCCAAAAAUUGCAAAACCAGCACUUUUAUAUGGAAUGGUACAAAUGUUCAAACACCUGCUUUAAUCGAUUUCAAUAACAAUACUGCUCCCUCAAGUUUUUCCACAGGAACCAAUAGUUUCAAACCUGCAAGUUCCUUUUUGAACGCAUCAUUCUCGCCAGGUAAAAACAGCUACAAUUCUGGGACUGCAAAUGUUACCAAAGUCCUCACAACCUCAUCUAAAGAAUGUCCAAAACCUGCUGGAGGGAAAAUCUGCGAGAAAAAGAGGAGGAUCACCCUGGAUAUGCUGUGCAAGAAGCCUGUCAAAAAUAGCCAAAGCAUGCAAUCAAAGAAAAUCAGAUUGGAAAGCUCCUCCGCUCAAGACUUGUCGCACUCUAUAUCUUCAGAUAAAAGAACUAACCACUCAACCAAAGUGGCAGUAAGUCAAAGCAAAUCUUUUGCUCCAGCGUACACUCCUGUCAGGAACAACGCGAAACGAGUGAAACUCAAAACGAGUACUACUGCAAAUGCCUACAUUUCAAAGUAA
Kluyveromyces lactis is the source of this 2901-nucleotide messenger RNA. Its product is annotated as ATP-dependent helicase. Gene Ontology annotation, biological process: recombinational repair. The coding region runs from base 1 to 2901 and encodes 966 amino acids. Gene Ontology annotation, cellular component: nucleus. Gene Ontology annotation, molecular function: 3'-5' DNA helicase activity; hydrolase activity; DNA binding. The transcript has a single exon. NCBI's taxonomy places the organism in Eukaryota, Fungi, Ascomycota, Saccharomycetes, Saccharomycetales, Saccharomycetaceae. The record is from RefSeq and is a predicted model, not a curated record.